Molecule: messenger RNA, 1397 nt
Organism: Parasteatoda tepidariorum (common house spider)
Lineage: Eukaryota; Metazoa; Arthropoda; Arachnida; Araneae; Theridiidae
Source: RefSeq, a predicted model, not a curated record
ACAAGUUUCAUUGUAGAUACGAUCUUUUGCUGAAAUGCGGUUUGUCUGUUAUCCAGUUUUCUAAAAUUACCGCAUUUACCCUUUCAGUGUUGUCGGUAACAAAGAAGUUUUGCUGAAUACUUGUCAACAAUACUUUACUACUUACACAAAACAUUUUUUGAACCCCUCGCUCUUCUUGAAGGACAUUCCAGAAUGCUAUUGAUGUUGUUCACUGCGGUUUUUGUCUUUCAGUUAGGCAUUGACUAACGAAUGCAGCUAAGUAUCAUACUAGAAAGAACAGUUACAGUAAACGACUGAAGAUCAUAUCCAAAAGUCAAAACUGCUGCACUGUUGCUUAGUCAACUGCUAAGACUGCAGUUGUCUCUCACAACAGUAAAACUCCAUUACGGGCUCUCUAUAAACAAAUGUUUCAGAGAAGCCCAGGAGUUCAUUCAAAAAGAUCCGAAGAACGCAGAGUGCGUAAGAGACAGCAGACAGAAGCUCGCCGAAAAUUACUAGGUCGAAAGCGCCUAUUUCAUAAAACAACAGGUGAUGCGGCAUACGGCGUCUAUGCAGAGAGACCGGAUUUGAAUGAUGAAGAUUACUCAUAUAAAAAAGACAAAUUCUUGGCUGAAAUAAACAUCGACGAACUAGGCAUACUAGAAAUCGAGAAAGACACUCGUGGUCAACAAAAUUCUGCGCGAUGGAUGCUUGAGAGAAAGAAGCGCCUCACAGCUUCUAAUUUUGGUGUCGUUUGUAAUAAACUCCCCACAACGAAAUGCGACACCAUCAUAAAGAAGCUUCUUUAUUUCGAUCUCAGCACUGAAGCAAUGAGGUAUGGGAAGAGACAUGAAGUUGAUGCAAUAAAUGCUUUGCAAAAUCUGAACCACAAUGUCUCCCCAUGCGGUCUCUUCAUUGAUAAGGACUUACCAUUUUUAGCUGCUUCGCCGGAUGGUUUAGUAGGUAACGAUGGUAUAAUCGAAGUAAAAUGCCCGGCCAAAUGUUACGAUAUCACUCCUGACGAAGGAAUUUUAUCACGAAAAGUAACAUUUUGGAAGGUAGAUAAAACUAAAAAAAAUAUCCUUGGAAUCAAUACAAACCACAUUUUCUAUUAUCAAGUCCAAGGACAAUUACACAUUACUAGAAAAAGUUUUUGCCUUUUUGUUUUAUGGACACCCAAAGGGAUCAAAAUAGAAAACAUAAAACGAGAUGACGAGUUUUGGGAAAAUAAAAUGGAACAAAAAUUAAAGAAUUUCUAUUUCGACUGCCUGCUGCCAGAAAUUAUUGAUCCUCGUUUUACAAGAUCACUUCCUAUAAGAAACCCACAGUACAUUGUAAUUGCAGCUAUUAAUGAAAAGAAUUCAAAAAUCACAGUAUAAUUUUCGUAAUUUUAAAUUUAUAAUUAAUAAUGCCACCAA